AUGGCGGGAAAAAUGGUGCUGUACAAGUUGGUGGUCCUGGGCGACGGCGGCGUGGGGAAGACCGCUUUGACGAUUCAGCUCUGCCUGCAACACUUCGUGGAAACAUACGACCCCACGAUUGAGGACUCAUACCGCAAGCAAGUCGUCAUCGAUGGCCAAGCAUGCAUGCUCGAGGUCCUCGAUACUGCUGGCCAAGAAGAGUACACAGCCCUUCGAGAUCAAUGGAUCCGAGACGGCGAAGGCUUCGUCCUCGUCUAUAGCAUCUCAUCACGAUCGUCAUUCUCACGGAUCAAGCGGUUUCACCAUCAGAUCCAACGAGUCAAGGAAUCCUGUGCAUCAUCGCCCUCAUACCCCGGCUCGCCCAUCUCCGCAGCCAGUCCUCAGGCGCCCGUACCCAUCAUGCUGGUUGGCAACAAGAGCGACAGAGUCACCGAGAGGGAGGUAUCGACACAAGAGGGCCACGCCCUGGCCCGCGAGCUCGGUUGCGAAUUCGUCGAGGCUUCGGCCAAGAACUGCAUAAACGUCGAGAAGGCCUUCUACGACGUCGUCAGAAUACUUCGCAGACAGCGACAGGCAGCCUCGCGGCCCCAACCCGGCGGACGCAGCAGCACCCGACCGAUCAACGGCGACGCGGCGAGAUACGAUGACAAGGAGGGCGGCGACCGCUAUCGCCGCAAAGUGAGGGGAAGGGAAGGCAAGAGCAAAUGCGUCGUCUUGUGA
Molecule: messenger RNA, 720 nt
Organism: Colletotrichum karsti
Lineage: Eukaryota; Fungi; Ascomycota; Sordariomycetes; Glomerellales; Glomerellaceae
Product: ras family protein
Exons: 2
Coding region: 1-720 (239 amino acids)
Biological process (GO): signal transduction
Cellular component (GO): plasma membrane
Molecular function (GO): GTPase activity; GDP binding; GTP binding
Source: RefSeq, a predicted model, not a curated record